UUCAGUGGCACUCACUCAGCGCCUCUGGAAGGGAAAAGAUCUGGUUUUCCCUCCUUCUACUCGCUGCCCCGGUGUCUCCGUCAGCCAGAAUGUCCCGUUUUGUGCUGUUUCACUGGAUUAUAAUACAAAUCUUUAUAGCACACACGGUGUCUGAAAACGUGGUUAAAGGAAUAAUAGGACAAGCUGUGACAUUGCCUUGCUCCUACCAGGUGAUGCGGCGUGAGGACAUCACCGACAUGUGCUGGGGUAGAGGCCCCUGCCCGAGCUCAAAGUGCAGGAACAAAAUUUUGCACACCACUGGCACUAAGGUGACAUUCAAAGUAUCUCAGAGGUACAACCUCCACGGCUCUCUUUACGUUGGAGAUGUGUCCCUCACGAUCGGGACGGCGCAGGCGGAGGAUGCGGGAAUAUACUGCUGCCGCGUGGAGAUCCCCGGCUUGUUCAACGACAUCAAGCGGAACAUACGGCUGGAGGUGGCCAGAGCCCCUCCAGUGACCACAACCACCACCAUGGGCCAAGCUCCGGUUUCUGCCGAACAUUUUGCAGAAACAACUUUUGCUCCUCAAACAACCUCUGAUCUCCAGCCAACAUCAGAGACUGCAGUCCUGCUGACAACCAGCACCUCUGCACCAGCAACCACAGCCACUGAGUCUCCAGCAGUAACUACAUGGGAGAUCUCUGCUCCCCCAACAAUUGCUGUGACAGAAGAUUUUAUUUUUCCAGUAACUACGGUGGAAACCAGUGCUCCCCCAGAUUUUCCAACUACUUCCCAAGCAGCUGAUGUGACGACUGAAGACGACAUGUUGUGCUUCACGCUCCCUGGAAGUACAGAGGUGACUACUGAAUUCCCAGUUACAUUUCCAACUGCAGAGGAAGCUACCACCUCUGUCAUGAUGGAAGAGGAUUCAGUCAUGGAGGUUUCAGCAAAUUCAGAUGGCAAUGUUGAGAAACAUGAAGAUAGAGCACAUAAGUUUCCCAGCAGUGCCAUUCUCAUUGCCUGUGUCAUAGCAGGGUCCAUCCUUUUGGUAUUGAUGAUCUCGUUGGUUGUGAAACGUAAACAUGCAAAGAAGUUUAUAAUAAAAAGAUAAGAAAGGAUGCUCUGAAGCAGCCAGGUCCUUCUGCCCCAUCCAUAGUGACCUGUGCUUCUCACUGCAGUGCUGGACCACCAGAAGAGGCUGAAAAAGUUUUCAGUGGUGCUGAAGGAGAAAACAACGUUUUUUCCCUGUGAAGAGCUCCUACAUCAUCUGCAGAUGCCAUGGGAAAUAAAAAGGGCCUGUUCCAUGCUGUAUUGAGAGAUACUUGUGAGCCCUCAAAAUAUCAGUGGGUGUAAAACAAAGGCCAAAGCUUCAACUAUGAAAAUUUAAAAUCUUUGUGCAAAUUUUCCCUUAUCACCCUUAAAACUCAUUGCAUAAAGAAGCUUAUUUGAGAAGGGGCUUUAUGCAUUAUUCAUAGCUGCUUCUGGCAUCUGCCUUCUUACUAACACCAUGUUGCACAAUUUUUUCUCCUUUUUUACUAAUGCUCUUUCUUGAAUACAACUUGUACUGUGAGGAACAGAAGAGAUCACGUGGAAGGCUGCCUAUCUUCAGAUUGCCAUGAAGAAAGAAAAGGAAUCAUAAAAUACAGUUUUUAAUGCUUUUAUGUAAUCAACAGAAAAAUUAAGCUGCAAGAGUUCUGUGAGUUUAAAUCAAAAAUGCAGAUUACUUAAGGGGUACCACUACUUCCUGUGGUUCAGCAUGUUUGAAUAACCCUUGGAGAAUAUGUUAAUAAACUUUGUAAUUUGUCUCUG
Corvus hawaiiensis (hawaiian crow) is the source of this 1786-nucleotide messenger RNA. RefSeq names its product T-cell immunoglobulin and mucin domain-containing protein 4-like. The record is from RefSeq and is a predicted model, not a curated record. The transcript has 8 exons. NCBI's taxonomy places the organism in Eukaryota, Metazoa, Chordata, Aves, Passeriformes, Corvidae. The coding region runs from base 90 to 1088 and encodes 332 amino acids.